AUGAUAUUCUCAACACCUAUAACGCACAUAUCGCUCUGCAUCCGUCCCUCCACGGGCAAACCGUACAUGUUCUCGAUGCGCAUGGGUCAGAACAACUCCUGGGAGCCGUACAGCAAAGACAUGACUUACGGCUUCGUGCUCGAGUUCGCCUCUCAAGAGCACCUCGACUACUACCUCCCACAUGACCCCAUGCAUCUCGAGCUCAGUCGGAACGCAGCGCCGCUUGUUGAAGACUCGGUGGCCGUGGAGAUCAGGGAUAGUGUGCUUUUUGGUCCAACGCCGCAGAAGCCGGUCGGCCUCGAGGGGACGUGGAAGGGCGCGUGUCAUCUAGAGGAUGUGAGGUGGGAGGUUCAGAAGCCGGGUGGCGGGCUGUAUAGCUGCAACUACAUAGUGCCGCGUGAGGCGACCACGAUCGUUCGGGGGUUGGGAGAGUAUGCGUACAAGGGCGCGAGUGGGAAGGAUGUGCAUUGCUAUUUCUAUCGGAGAUGCACGGGCCAUAUUUAUCAUCAUCGGGAUGCGAUGACGGAGAAGGUUAUCGUAAGGACGCUGUAG
Didymella exigua CBS 183.55 is the source of this 552-nucleotide messenger RNA. RefSeq lists its product as uncharacterized. Gene Ontology annotation, molecular function: carbon-sulfur lyase activity. The transcript is spliced from 3 exons. NCBI's taxonomy places the organism in Eukaryota, Fungi, Ascomycota, Dothideomycetes, Pleosporales, Didymellaceae. Bases 1 to 552 code for a protein of 183 amino acids. The record is from RefSeq and is a predicted model, not a curated record.